AUGGGUGGGAUGUGGGCUGGUGCCUGUGCCUGGUGCUCCUUGGUGCCCCUGGAGCAAGCCCUGCCCCCUGGGACAUGGCUGCAUGGAGCAUCUCCCUCUGCAGAGAGCCCGGGAUACUGCCCCCGUGCUGGCAGUGCCAUCGGGCCAAGCUGUGGGACAAGAUGUCACAACGACACCACAUGCCACUCGGGGGAGAAGUGCUGCACCCGCGGCUGCUGCACCCGCUGCGUGCUGGCUGAGCCAGCCAAACCUGGGCUCUGCCCACGGAAGCGUGCCCAGAGCAGAGCUGCUGCCUGCCCCAACCGCUGCACCGAUGACCGGGACUGCCCUGGGGAGCACAAGUGCUGCUUCUCUGGCUGUGGGCUGGCCUGCACCCCUCCAGACACAGGGAGCCACCGUGCCACAGCGAAGCCUGGCGUGUGCCCCACGGUGCUGCGGGGCUCCUUGGGGCCCUGCCUGGAGCUGUGUGACACUGACAGUGACUGCACUGGGGACGACAAGUGCUGCACCACUGGCUGUGGCCACAUCUGCAAACCACCCACCAAGGGUAAGCCACCGGCACCCUGUGGGGACGAGACCCCUGUGCCCCCUGCCUACCUGAGGCCAGGUCUCUGUCCUCCUGCAGCAGAGGGUGCUCAGGCAGCCGAGUGCCUCCUCCUGUGCCUGCAGGACAGGGACUGUCCCCGUCCCCCCUGCUGCCUGCAGGGCUGCAGCCAGGUCUGCAUCCACCCACUGUGGGGUACAGCGUAG
This is a messenger RNA of Agelaius phoeniceus (red-winged blackbird), 750 nucleotides long. The record is from RefSeq and is a predicted model, not a curated record. NCBI's taxonomy places the organism in Eukaryota, Metazoa, Chordata, Aves, Passeriformes, Icteridae.